GCAGCAGCGGCAAAAGAAGAGGAAGAAGGAAGAAGCAAAAGAAGAGGAAGAAGGCUUCUUGCUGACAGGAAGCAGCGGACGCGAUGGCCACAGUGGAUGCUGCUGAUGAACUGGCAGCACGGGUGGCAGCAGUGGCGCUGGAGGAACGAGAUGCAGGUGAUGAUGGUGCUGACGAUAGUGGGAAGGACAGCGCUGGUCCUACGAUGCAGCUGGUUGCCGAUGGCGCGCAUGGACGCCUAGCAGCUGUGGUUGAGAAGAAGCAGAAAGAAGAAGCAAAGGAGGGCGAGCAUGAUCAUGAGCAAGGCAAGUCGCGUGCAAGCGGGCCACUGCUGCCAGUGCCACUGCCGCCUUCCGCAGCGCUGAGCCCAGAAUACAUCCGAGCUCGCAUCACCGACGAGUACCUCCUGAACCUUGAUGCCCUCAGUGUGCACGAUCCAGCACUGAGCCAGCGGUUCUGGCAGCCAAGCGUACAGCCCGAGGACCUGUUCCUUCCCAUGACAUCCGAAUCGCCGUACAUGCUGCAGGUUGAGCGUGACCCCAUCACCUUUGAAGCCAAGGCGUUCCGCGAGUCGCACGUGUCAAGCAGCGAGACAGCCGUCUCCUCCAUGUCAAUGACGCGAACAGUGGCUGCGAAUGCGGACAAGACGUACGGGUCAACCCUGCAGUACCCGUUUAUGCCUGGCGGCAUGGGCGUGGAGGUGGCGCAGCAAAUGCGACUGCUUGCAAGCAAGAAAGACACACACCAGCAAGAAAGUCACAGCGCAGAUGCAGACAGCAAACUGACACAACCCGACCUCUCCCUCUUUGACUUUCCCGAGAACAAGGUGUUACCGGACCUGGGCGACGUGUCUGCACACCUCCCACCACCACCAUCAUCGUCGUCGUCGCUUGCGCAGCAGCUUGCUCUGGCUGGUCUGCUGGACGAUCUUGCACUGCCUUUGACGCGCGAAGGCGAGAAGGACACCUCCUCCACGUCCACUUCCACAACAACAACAGCAGCAGCAACAGCAACAACAACAGAGCGACAAGAGGGCCAACAAGCGGAAGAAUCGUCCGCUGUGACGUCAUCAGCUGCUGUACCUGCGCUGUCAGAGUUGACAGCAGCCGCUGCCAGCGGUACCGGCGAGGAGAGCAUGGGCAGUGGUGGCGGUGGAGGGGAAGAGGAGGAGGAGGAGGAGGGUAACGGAGAGGAUGGUGCUGGUGCGAAGGAGGAGGUGGAGGAGGACUUGGAAGCGGCGCUGACGAAGACAUACGCACAAGCCAACGCGCAGUCCACAGGGCAGGAGCAGACGAAGAACUGGGCCAUCACCAUCCCCGUCAAGGCAAAGGUGGAGGACUUUGAGUUUCAGGUGCCGAAUCCGGCCAUCACAUAUCCGUUUGAACUCGACGACUUUCAGAAGCAGGCAAUCAUCUGCAUGGAGCGGCACGAGUCUGUGUUUGUGGCUGCGCACACAUCUGCUGGCAAGACAGUGGUGGCCGAAUACGCCAUUGCCAUGUCGCAGAAGCACAUGACACGCGUCAUCUACACCUCCCCCAUCAAGGCCCUCUCCAACCAAAAGUUCCGGGACUUUGCGACGCGGUUUGAUGAUGUUGGGCUGCUGACGGGCGAUGUGCAGAUACGGCCGGACGCCUCGUGUCUCAUCAUGACCACCGAGAUCCUCAGAUCAAUGCUCUACCGCGGUGCGGACAUGAUCCGAGAUGUGGAGUGGGUGAUCUUCGACGAGGUGCACUACAUCAACAACGCCGAGCGCGGUGUUGUGUGGGAGGAGACAAUCAUCAUGCUACCCAAGCACGUCAACGUUGUCAUGCUGUCUGCCACCGUCCCAAACACGUUUGAGUUUGCAGACUGGGUUGGCCGCACACGCAAGCAGCGCGUGUACGUGAUCCACACGCCGAAGCGACCGGUGCCGUUGGAGCAUUUCCUGUACGUGGGCAAGGUUGGCAAAGCAGACCCCCUCUUCAAGAUUGUCGACGCACACGGGAAAUUCCACAUGAAGAACCAUUCUGCCGCGGUUGCCGGUAAGAAGGAGGGCGAAGGAAAGAAAGCCGCCAAGACAGGCAGUUACGGGCCAAAGAAGCGCGGGAACGCCAGCUGGGGCGGUGACCGCGUGCUGUACCGCUCGCUGGUGCAAAUGCUCAAGAAGGAAAACCUCAACCCGUGCGUCGUCUUCACGUUCUCAAAGAAGAGAUGCGACCAGAAUGCGUACAAUCUGCGGGGGACGUCCUUCAACACGGCGGAGGAAGAGGGCCGUGUCAAUGCAAUCUUCCACCGCUCCAUAUCCAUUCUCAAGGGUUCAGACGCCCACCUCCCACAGGUUGAGCGGAUCAAGGCGAUGGUGCGGCACGGUGUCGGCGUGCACCACAGCGGUCUCCUCCCCAUCAUGAAGGAGCUUGUCGAAAUCCUCUUCUCGCAGGGGCUCAUUAAGGUGCUGUUUGCGACGGAGACGUUUGCGAUGGGCGUCAACAUGCCGGCGAAAUGCGUCGUCUUCGACUCCAUCCGCAAACACGACGGCAUCCAGCUCCGCGACCUCCUCCCAGGCGAGUAUGUGCAGAUGGCUGGCCGCGCUGGGCGCCGUGGACUCGACACAACUGGCACCGUGAUUGUGCUGUGCAAAGGGGACGUGCCUGAUGUCAACUCACUGCACACCGUCAUGCUCGGGAAACCAACCGUUCUCGCCUCCAGAUUCAGGCUGACCUACAACAUGAUCCUGAACCUGCUGCGCGUGGAGGAUUUGCGUGUUGAAGACAUGAUGCGCCAGAGUUUCUCGGAAGCGGACCUGCAGCGCGAAACGAGCAGUCAGCGCCAGGCCCUCGUGGAAGGACAGGCCCAGCUGGCUGUCCUUGGAUCAGAGGAGUUUCCAUCCGAUUUGGAGGAGUAUUACACGCUGGCUGUUGAAUACCUGGACGCGUCUCACCGCAUGAUGGCGGCCAUCCUCGCCUCCAAUAACGCCAUGCGCAUCGUCGGAGCGGAGGGGCGAGUUGUCGUUGUGAACAGCCAGAUGUACCGGAACACGCUUGCCGUUGUUCUGCGCACAAUGAAGAGCAGCAAUGGACCAGCGGCGCCAAAGGACUUUGAAGUGCUCAUCAUGGUGGAUGAAACGUCCAAACAGAAACCCGGACAGCGCAAGGAGAAGACAAACAAGGAGGAGAGCCUGCUUCCACUGCCCGUGACACACCUCGACGUGCCUCAAGGAGCGGUAUCACAUGCGAUUGUUCGCAUUGCGGGAACAGACAUUGUCGCCAUCACAGGAGAGAAAAUUCCGGUUGACAAGAAGAAGGUCGUUCAACAGCGCAAUGCAACGGAGUGCACGAUGGUGGCGCAGCAGCUGCAGCAGCUCGCAGCAAAGGGGCUCGAGUCGCUGUCGCAGCUGCACCCGAUCAAAGAUCUCGGCGUGAAGCAGCUGGAGGCCGCAGACGCGCACACGCGCAUGAAGGCCCUCUACAAGCAGCUCAGCGGCUUUGAGUGCACGUCCCAUCCGGAUUUCACGUCCAUGUACGGGCGACUGCACGAGCGGCGCGUACUCAUGAACCAGAUUGACUCUCUUCAGCACCAGCUGAGCGAUCGAAACCUGACGCUUCUGCCCGAAUACGAGCAGCGCAUUGAGGUGAUGCAGCGGCUGCAAUUCAUCAACAGCGAACGCAUCGUCCAACUCAAGGGGCGUGUUGCGUGCGAGAUAACGACGUGCAAUGAGCUGCUAGUGACGCAACUCAUCUUCCACGACAUCCUGACACCGCUGGACCCGGAGGAGGUGGUCGCGCUCCUCAGCUGUAUGGUCUUCCAGAACAGGCGGGCAAGCGAGCCACGGCUGACACCGCGGUUGGAGGAAGGCGUUAGCACCAUCACUCGCAUGGCCAUUGAGAUUGCAGAGACGCAGCUCGCGUGCGGGAUGCAGGUCUCUGUUGAGGAGUACUUGGAGGAGUUUAAGUUUGGACUGGUGGAGGUCGUCUACGAAUGGGCGCGAGGCAUGGCCUUCAAGCAGAUCACAGAGCUGACGGACGAGCCCGAAGGAUCAAUUGUCCGGUGCAUCAUUCGUUUGGAACAGGCGUGCCGGGAGGUUCGCAACGCGGCACGCGUCAUUGGCGACCCCGUUCUGUCGCAGAAGAUGGAGCAGGCUGCCAACAUGAUCAAGCGCGACAUUGUGUUUGCUGCAUCUCUCUACACUGUCGACCAGUAGCUGCUGGAUGUUCGUCGCACCGCUAAUAAUCGACACACACACAUACACACACACACACACACACACCUCACACACACACAUAUACACACCUCACACACACACACACACACCGCACACACAGACACACACCUCACACACCGCACACACAGACACACACACACCUCACAUACGUAUUCAUUGUUGUGGCAUUUCAUUUACUUCCUCAUUUCCUCCUCAGCCAUUGUUGACAUGAAGACAUAAAACCGUCAAAUCAC
Salpingoeca rosetta is the source of this 4429-nucleotide messenger RNA. Its product is annotated as ATP-dependent DEAD/H RNA helicase. Gene Ontology annotation, biological process: nuclear-transcribed mRNA catabolic process, 3'-5' exonucleolytic nonsense-mediated decay. Gene Ontology annotation, molecular function: RNA helicase activity; RNA binding; ATP binding. The transcript has 31 exons. NCBI's taxonomy places the organism in Eukaryota, Choanoflagellata, Craspedida, Salpingoecidae. Bases 84 to 4175 code for a protein of 1363 amino acids. The record is from RefSeq and is a predicted model, not a curated record. Gene Ontology annotation, cellular component: Ski complex.